AUGCUUCAUAUUUUCAGGCGUCGUAUCUCUCGCAGUGUCGCGGGCAUCGUCAACACUCGUGCCGCCUCGUCUCAAGCAAACCCGCGUGGACGUGGACUCAACGCUGUCUUACAGAAGAACCCUGAUGAUGUUGUCAUAACGUUUGCAAAGAGGACGGCUCUGGGAAGGGCACGUAAAGGCCAACUGAAGGACAUACCCGUUGACGAAAUGCUGACGGCAAUGCUAAAGGCUACGUUUGCACAAACACACCUAGAUCCAAGUAAAAUUGAAGAUAUUUGCGUCGGCACUUGCCAUCCCCCGUCGCCGCUGUACGUUUCGCGAGCAGCAGCGUUAGCGGCAGGCAUCCCGUCCCAUGUCCCUAUUACUACUGUCAACCGACUGUGUUCAUCUGGCCUAAUGUCAAUACGAACCAUCGCACAUGCAAUACAGGCCGGGGAAAUCACUCUAGGUCUUGCGAUAGGUGUUGAGAGCAUGAGUCUGAACCCACGACCCACUCCAGAGCUUGUCGACACAGUUGCCAGUCAUUCCAAAGCCGCGGAUGCCAUACAACCAAUGGGUUGGACAUCAGAGAUGGUCGCCCUGGAUUAUAAUGUCCCUCGUACGAAGCAAGACGAGUAUGCGCUCUUAUCACAUACCCGGGCCAAUGAGGCUUCUUCUCAAGGUAUUCUCGCAGAAGAGAUUCUUCCCAUCGAAAUCCGUGGCACCACCAUUUCCGUGGAUGAUACAAUCCGACCAAAUGUUACGAUGGAAUCCCUCACAGCUCUCAAACCUGCCUUCCCUCAAUGGGCUCCUGCAACCACAACCGCUGGUAAUGCUAGCGGUAUUGGCGAUGGGGCUGCUAUAUGCAUUAUGACAACGAGGGAACGAGCUGAAAAGGAAGGACUGCCGAUCAUAGGGAAAUGGGUUGGCGCUGCGGUUGUCGGUGUUGAGCCUAAGCAUAUGGGUGUAGGGCCGAUUGAUGCUAUCCCAAGAGUAUUGGAUCAAUUCGGAUUAAAGAAAGAAGACAUUGACCUAUGGGAGAUCAACGAGGCUUUUGCGUCGCAAUUCGCCUUCUGCGUUGAGGAAUUGGGGAUUCCCAUCGAGAAAAUCAAUGUCAACGGCGGAUCCAUCGCUAUCACUCACCCGGUGGGCAUGACCGGCACCCGGCAAGUUGCCACUGGUCUGGCAGAAUUGAGACGUUCCGGAGGUCAUCUUCUAUGCACAAGCAUGUGUAAAUCCAAAAUGGCCACCCAAAUCAGCAAGAAGCGCAAGUUCGUGGCCGACGGUGUCUUCCGCGCCGAACUCAACGAAUUCUUCACCCGAGAGCUCUCUGAGGAGGGAUACUCUGGAUGUGAUGUUCGUGUAACCCACGCCCGCACUGAGAUUAUCAUCCGUGCUACUCGUACCCAGGAGGUCCUUGGAGAGAAAGGACGCCGCAUCCGUGAACUCACAUCUCUCGUUCAAAAGCGUUUCAAGUUCCCCGACAACUCCCUCGAACUCUUCGCCGAGAAGGUCCAAUACCGUGGUCUAUCUGCCGUUGCCCAGUGUGAGAGCUUGAGGUACAAACUCCUUGGUGGUCUUGCCGUCCGCAGGGCUUGCUACGGUGUCCUUCGUUUCGUCAUGGAAUCUGGCGCCAAGGGUUGCGAAGUUGUCGUUUCUGGCAAGCUUCGCGCUGCCCGUGCUAAGUCCAUGAAGUUCACCGACGGCUUCAUGAUCCACUCCGGUCAACCCGCCCGCGACUUCGUUGACUACGCUGUCCGCCACGUCAUGCUUCGUCAAGGUGUCCUUGGUAUUAAGGUCAAGAUCAUGAAGGGCCACGAUCCCGAGGGACAGACUGGACCCAGGAAGCCCCUCCCAGACUCCGUUCAAAUCUUCGAGCCCCCUGUCGACAAGGUUGUGGGUGAGCCAUCGUCAGAACAAAAAGACCCCAUCGCCGUCCCUGCGCCCGCCGCUCCAGCUGAGGAGGCCUACGCUCCUCAGGAGCCAGCUUACCAACAGCCGGAAGGCUAUGGUGCUGAGCAACCUGUAUUCUGA
Molecule: messenger RNA, 2013 nt
Organism: Pleurotus ostreatus (oyster mushroom)
Lineage: Eukaryota; Fungi; Basidiomycota; Agaricomycetes; Agaricales; Pleurotaceae
Exons: 14
Coding region: 1-2013 (670 amino acids)
Biological process (GO): fatty acid beta-oxidation; phenylacetate catabolic process; translation
Cellular component (GO): peroxisome; small ribosomal subunit
Molecular function (GO): acetyl-CoA C-acyltransferase activity; structural constituent of ribosome; RNA binding
Source: RefSeq, a predicted model, not a curated record